CCCCGCCGUCCGCUUCCGGCCGGGCUCGCUGCCACCGCAGCCGUCUGGGUUUCGUUUGGAGAGCGUCCAGCAGGCCCGGCUCGUCUCGCGGCCACGUGGCACGGCCCCACCGGCCUGGCGUUCCCGCGCGCCGAGCGCCCUCCACCGCCCCCUGACCUGGGGUCCCCCGAUUCCCCUCCGUGCGAGCGCGGCCUCAUGGCCGGGGCUCAGCGCUUUCGGUUCCGGGAGGAGUCAGGCCCUGGAGCCCACGGGGCCGUGCUGGAGGUCCGCGUCCCGCAGGUCCUGCAUGUCCAAUAUGGGAUGUAUGUUUGGCCCUGUGCUGUAGUCCUGGCCCAAUACUUGUGGUUUCACAGAAGAUCUCUGCCAGGCAAAGCUGUCUUAGAGAUUGGAGCUGGAGUGAGUCUUCCAGGUAUUCUGGCUGCUAAGUGUGGUGCUGAAGUCAUACUAUCUGACAGCUCAGAGCUGCCCCACUGUCUGGAGAUCUGCCGGCAGAGCUGUCAACUCAAUGACCUGUCAUACAUUCAGGUUGUAGGGCUGACAUGGGGCCACAUAACCAAGGACCUGUUGUCUUUGCCACCACAAGACAUCAUUCUUGCAUCUGAUGUGUUCUUUGAACCAGAAGAUUUUGAAAGCAUUUUAGCCACUGUGUACUUUCUGAUGCAGAGGAACCCCAAAGCUCAAUUUUGGUCUACCUAUCAGGUCAGGAGUGCUGACUGGUCACUUGAAGACUUGCUCUACAAGUGGGAUAUGAAAUGUGUCCAUGUUCCUCUGGAAUCUUUUGAUGCAGACAAGGAAGAUCUGGCGGCGUCUGCCCUCCCAGGAAGGCAUACUGUUGAAAUGCUGGUGAUCUCCUUACAGAACAGCUUUUGAGUUGUACCUCUAGCUGUUCGGGGACAGUGUCAAACUCAAAACACCUGGCAUUAAGAUGAGCCGUGUGCCUGAGAUGUCAUGCACAAGAUACACUCAUGGGCAACAACUUUUUUAACAAAUUAAAACACUGGAAAAGGACUUGGAUUAUUCU
Chionomys nivalis (European snow vole) is the source of this 1021-nucleotide messenger RNA. RefSeq names its product methyltransferase 23, arginine (gene Mettl23). Gene Ontology annotation, cellular component: cytoplasm; nucleus. NCBI's taxonomy places the organism in Eukaryota, Metazoa, Chordata, Mammalia, Rodentia, Cricetidae. The transcript is spliced from 5 exons. The coding region runs from base 196 to 870 and encodes 224 amino acids. The record is from RefSeq and is a predicted model, not a curated record.